GUUUUGCAUCGUUGUUUCUUACUGUCACCAAAACCGGGACAAGAACAAUAAUCCUUAUUCCAGGUGAAAAUAAGAAUCGUUUUGGACAUGAGACUUGAUGCACAAAUGUCCAAUUUAUGUUGAUGGUAGAUGCAGAGAAAGAUGAAGCUGAAGUGGUUUGGCGGCAACUCUGAGGUCAAUCAGCAUUUGAGCUAUGCUGAGAUGUCCAGUGGUUCAGGGUUUACGAUGCUGUCCCUCUCUCAGGGGGUUCAGGUUGGUAUGUAUGGGGAAAAAAGGGAGCUAAGCUUUGAGCGAGUUAGAGGCUGCAGCACUUGUGAGGAGGUUUGUCUAGCAUUGGCUGAAACUCAAAGGAUAGCACCAGCAGUGGUCGACUGUUUUGGUCUGGCUUUUGAUAACAGUCAGGAUGGUAGAUACACUUGGCUUGCACCUGGUGAGUUGCCUGAUCUGGGAGAAAAAAAGUUGUGUUUUAGAAUGAGAUUUGUACCUGUAAAAGAGAAAUGUCGAGAUAUAUUGAGUCAGUACAGUGCUUGUUUGCAGUAUCUGUUUUAUCAAGUAAAAUACGACUAUGUGCACGGUGACCUCAAGUACCUAAAGGGUCAGGAAAAAGACAAGGACUCGCGCGGUGUUGGGGCCUUUGUCAUCUUGAUAAUGAUGCGGAUUUCUGCACAAAAUACAGGGACAGAAGAAAAUGUGGAAAACUUCUUUAGAAUUAUCAGCUUGAAAGACUUUUUUCCGCCUGCUCUAACUAGAAAUUUUAUUGACAAAAGAUUUCUAGAAGGUAGCAUUCGAAAUAAAUUAAAAGACUAUCAGGAUAAACACCCAAGUGACAGUUACCCUGCGGACAUCUUGAUGCGGUCUUUCUUAGAACACAUACUGCAGAGCGACAAGGACUUUUAUGAAGAAUCCUAUUCCGCAUAUCAACUGGAUUUAAAAAACAUUCAAGUGCAGGAAAGUGACACUUCUGGCCACACACGAUAUACGAAUGAACUGAAGAUGAAAAGUUCUUCGGCAGUAUCGCUGGCGAUAAAUUUGAAUGGGGACUCCUCAAAGCUGAAAAUCAUUUCUGGGAAACCUUCCUGUGAGAUUUUUCUGCAGAAAAUUUAUGAGGUUAAAUUGCAGCAGUUAACAUUUGAAGGAAUGGACUGGUUUGAAGUGCAAAUUAUAGCACAGGCCCAAUACCAGAAAGUGUACUUCAAAGACCGAUUGGAAAGCCAUUCAUUUGUAACAUGUCUUGAGAAAUAUUGCUUGCUCAUGUUCAACUACUACACAAGCCUGUGCCCCGACCUGCAGUCACCACGCAUACACAAACAAUAUCAGGUCCGUGCACAUGGACCUGUUAGUGAGGCCACAAUAAGGAAGAAGUUGAGUCAGCGAGGUCUCCAGUGUCGCGAUUGGUACGUUUUGCGCUCAAAUCUUCAGAAGUUCGGAAAGUAUGAUGUUCUCUAUCUCAGGACACCCAAAGACAAAUCUCUCAUAGUCAAAAGCUUUGGAAAGGUAAUGGAGCGGGAAGAUGGUUUAGUUCUAGAAGGAUCCCAGGCUGAUCCUGUGCCUCCCAAACUGUUCUUUAGGCAACAGGCAAAGGCUCUGGGAUUCCUGCCCAGCAAUGUUAUACCGGUCCAGCCACAGUCAGAAGGAUGUGACAUUGUACAGAACCUCUUGACGAAGCAUGCAAUUACCUUGCCAAAUGCCAUUGACCUUGAGACUGAAGAGGAGAAAAGACGUAUUGCCAGUCAGCCCAAGGUCUACAUGGCUGGUCAGGUCAACAUUGCUGCUAAGAUAGGGGAGGGCCACUUCACUGAGGUUUACAAGGGUCGGUUAUGUGAGCAACAGCAUGUUGUGAUAAAGCAGCUGAGGUCGGACCCGACCCUGCAGCGUCACCACAAACAAUUGCAUGAGUCCCUAAUGUCUGGCUUUGAGGUACUGCUGAAGUUAAACGGGUCAAAUUUAUUUGUCAAUUUCCUGGGACUAACCCUUGGGCCUAGCACAGGCUUGCUGAUGAGUGGAACCGGCCUGUAUAGCAUGAAGGCAUUCCUGCGCAUGGACAGGACUGGGCCUCCCCAACUGACAUUUUUGCACCUGAUUGAUGUCUCGAUACACCUGGCAGAGGCCUUGCAAUACAUGGAACAGAAAAAUUGUUUCCAUGGAAACCUAACAUGUGAAAACCUUGUAGUGGAGAAGUUUGACCAUCGUGUGUUAGAGAUCAAGGUCACAGACCCAGGCCUCGUCUGCUUCUACCAGCAGCUUCCCUUAGAUCAUGAAGUCAACAUUAAAAGACUUCCGUGGUUGGACCCCAGUAUGUAUAAGCCUGGUGGCCUUAAAGAAGUGACGGCAAAGACCGAGGUGUGGGCUCUGGGCUCCACCCUCUGGCAGAUGUUUGAGGGCGGGGCCAGUCCGUGGGAGGCCAUUAACUCGAUGGGAGGGCCAAGGUCAAUUGAAGCGGUGCAGCAAUUUUUUUUGGUAAAUAAAAAAGUUCCUCGAUGUCCGAAGUUACUGAAACCGCAGGCAGAUGACUCUGAACCAGUUCAAAAGUACAAACAAGAGUUUUACAUGAAGCUGCAAGACUGCUGGACAUUAGAUAGUGAGGAGAGGCCAUGCCCAGAGGCACUGCUCAGGACAUUCAUAUCCUGCUUUCAGGAACAUUCGAGAGAGUACCAUGAGUAUAGCCAACCAAUAUACUCUGUCGGCAGCAGUGGGCUAUCCAGUAUGGACAGUGCGACUACUGAGUUCUAUUUCCUCAAUAGCGGAUAUACGGGCACCUCAAAACCAAUACCCAAUCUUUCUUGUCUCAACUCUUCAGAUAUAUUCUCAGAUCAAGGUGUGCUACCUUUGGAAGUAGAUCUGUCAAAACAUACAACUGAUCACCCCACUCCACCAAUCCCUCGAGCCCAGGGGGUCGCCGUCAAAACCCCAUACCCACUUCAUGGGGAACCUUCGGCGGAGGUACACGGAGCUGGCGUAAACCUGCCUUCAUUUGUCAUUCUAAACAGAAGGCUUUCCAUUGACAAAAGCAAACAGCUGGGAAGUGGUUAUUAUGGUGCAGUUUACAAGGCCACUCUAGAUAGGGAUGAUAAUACACCAUUAUCUGUUGCAGUAAAAGUUUUGAAACAAGACAAGUUUGAGCUAUUCAAGUUGGAUUUCAAAAAGGAAGCUGAAGUUAUGGAGAAACUGGAGCAUGAAAACAUUGUCAAGUUCUAUGGCACCUGCGAUAGCAUUCAUGGGUUCUGCCUUGUGAUGGACUGCCUGGAUCAGUCGCUAUACAAGUUUCUGAAAUCUCGCGAAAACUUGAAAAAAGAGGAAAUUUACAAGCUUGCCCUCGAUGUUGCCAAGGGUAUGGAAUACCUAGAACAGAAGAAAAUAUUACACUGUGACCUUGCAGCCCGGAAUAUUCUCCUAACCACUAACCAACAGGCCAAGGUCUGUGACUUUGGCCUGUCCAAGAUACUAAUGGAAGACAAGGAUUACUACAGGAGGCAAACCGAGAGGAUAAUACCUAUAUACUGGUCUGCUCCCGAGUGGACCGAUUCCAGACGUGUUUCCUCCAAGUCUGAUGUCUGGAGCUAUGGAGUUGUACUCUGGGAAAUGUUCAGUUAUGGCAAUGAUCCAAAGAUGAACAUUGACAACCCCAGUGACUUUGUCGGCAAGCUGAUAAAAGGGGAUCGACUCCAGCGUCCGAGAAAUUGCCCAGACCAUUUUUACCAGUUCAUGCGUCAGUGUUGGGACAAAGACCCAGAGAGGAGACCAACUUUUACCAUGUGCAGGAAUAGGCUUGAUGAACAGCUUUCUUCAAAUGUCCAGGUGGACGACAAAAAUUGCCUUGGAAAGGGUGAUUUUGGAGCUGUUUACAAGCACCAGUGGUGUGGUCAAGAAGUUGCACUGAAGAUUUGCACAUCUCCUCCUGAUAAUGCGAGGUUUAAAAGAGAAUUCACUCUUCUCGAGAAGUUAAAGAAUAGAAGCCCAGACAAUAAUGGGCAUCCGAACAUUGUCAUGUUUAUUGGACACAAGGAGCUAGAUGACCCACAUGUUAAGUUUGCCUACAUGAUGGAGCUUAUGAAAAAUGGCUGCCUUUCUGAUUACCUGAAAGAGCCAAAAAUGUUGUAUGAUAGCAAAAUGAAGUGCCUUAUAGACAUUGCUCAGGGAAUGGAAUUCCUUUAUGACAACAUCAUUAUUCACUGUGACUUGACGGCAAGGAAUGUGUUAUUGACAUCUGACCUCACAGCAAAGGUGGCGGACUUUGGUUGGGCGAAGGAACUGGAGAAUGAUUGUGAAAACAGUACAUACAGGAGGACUGAUUCUCAGUUUAAACUACAUGUAUUAUGGGCUCCUCCAGAGGUUCGUGGCGGGACAUACUGUCGGCAGUCAGACAUCUGGAGUUUCGGCGUUGUGUGCUUAGAGGUCUUCUUGGAUGGAGGAACCCCAAGGUUUACCAAACCCUCCCAACCCUCCCCAUACUCCGAUCCACAGGAGGAGCAUUGGGCCCGCCUCGCUCAGAACGAGAGAUUCCCGAAACCUUUGACCUGCCCCGAUGAGGUUUACGAGAUCAUAAAGCUGUGCUGGCAGAGUGAUCCACAACAGAGAAUACCUUUCAGAGACAUUGUUAAGGAAUUGAUAAGGAUCAGGGCUUCUUAAUAGGUCAGCACCAGAGAAACUGAUGUGACCCUAUUUUGGAUAUAUCCCUGAAAGGAACGGGGUUUCGCCUGGAACAAAUAACAAACUCCAGGUUUAGCUAAUCUCGGCUCAAAAAUGAAAAAUGCUUUUUCAAUGGAGAUAUACCUGUGAAGUUAAUAGUUGUUAUCAUUAUUCAGUUCUAUGUUUGUGAUUUUAUUGCAUAAUGUCAUAUUAAGAAAACAUGUGGAAAUUGGUCUACUAUCUUGCCAUACUCAAUUUUAUCUGAACAAACUUUCAAGCAGGCUAUGAUCGAUAUUUGUUAAAAUUUUUGGAGGUUUUCUUUAAUUGAAUAUAACAUAUUGUUAUGUAUUCGUAUUUUCAUAUCUCUUGGUUAAAGCUGUGUUUUUGUUGUAAAUGUGAACACCUGAACAAGACUCAUGUUUCCAGACAACACCACAUAUUUUCAUUGUGAUGAAAGACUGUUAAGUGCUACAAUACUAAUCAUUGGAAAGUCCUGUGAUAUUGUCUAAGAUAUGUAAUGUUAUUAUACAUCACGUGACCUGCCCAUGUUAAUUUCUCAUACACCCAUCAUGGGCAAUUUCUUACUGUCACACUGACAGUACCGUUUUGACCGGUUGACAUUAUUACUGUCACAUAGCACGCGUGUCUAAAAAUAGGCGUUUUUUUGUUUCCCAAGUUUGAGGUGGUAAGAGCUUAUUAAAAUGUGUUGUAAAUCUGGGUACAACCGGUGUGUGCAUUAUUUCUAAGCGACAUUUGCAACAAAAUGACAGCUAAUAUAAACAAACAAUAAUUACAGAAUAAAUUGAUUGAACUUGAAGGUUGUGUAAUGGUAAAAAAUCUUUAUAUAUGUAUAUAAAUGUAACUGUGUUCUGUAUAAUAAAAUAAAUAUUGCAUGACUUCCAGUGUGACAGUAGAUAUUGUCAACAUUCGGGUAAAUACUGUUAUCCUCGGCUUCGCCUCGGGUAACAGUAUUUCCCUAAUGUUGACAAUAUUUACUGUCACACUGGAACCCGUGCAAUAUUUAUAUAAUAUUUAAUGGUUCGUUGAAGGGACAUAUUUCGUUACAGAUACUUAGAAAUGCAAAGUUAACAUUACUUAGAAAUGCAAAGUUAACAGUAAAUGAGCCAGUAGCUAACGUUUGUAACCUAGGCAAUAUUGCUAUACCUUGUUUAGAUGGGAAUGAACUCCUGCUUUGAUGUCAAAUGACCUGUAAUUUUUAAAUGACAUUUGACCUAAAUAAAAAACAUCUUUAGAUUAAUCAAAGUGGUCGUUUCUACCAACGAUCUGGCAUAACAUAUGAACUACUGCAGUUUAAGGUAUUGUGAGAUCACUAAUAUUGUUAAACUGCAGUCAUUUAUGUACUAUACCAGGCUUGGCUAUGACUCUCAUAUCCCCAGCUAGUAAGUAAUCAACACACAAUCAGUUUGUAUAUGGGCAUUUAUUUAAUGCUGUAACAAAAAUAUACAUCAUUUGUAUAAACAAGUUAAAUGUUGAGGAAUUAUCUGGCGGCCAAAACCGCCACCAAGAUGAAAUAGUACAGAAAUCUGCAGAAUUGUGCAGUAAUGAAAACAUUAAUUAAUACAGACAUACAAACAUGUGAAAUAACACCCUUAUAUACAAAAGUGGCUAGAAAUACCAAAAUGGGUGUGGAGUAAUGGAAACAGUUCUUUAACACAACUGAUGUGAAAUGUAAACAGAAUAUACAAAGUGAAUAGAAAAAAUCAAAUGGUUAAUACAAAGGUUUAUAUAGUUGAAACAAGUUUGACUAGACAUAAUUUAUUGUAUAAUUGUUGUGGAGGAGGUGGUAAUUGAUUUUUUAGCGUUUCACGCAAAGCUUGUUCGCUGAAGACAAAGAAUAAUGGCGAAAGUGAUUUCAUUGGUUUGUGAAAGUCACGUGGUAUCCAUCCUAUAAGCUGAUUGGUAAUCAAAUCAGGCGAAAUAAGUCUGUCAGUGAGACCUCAAAGCAAUUAACGCUUGUCGUUACCACGAAACAGGUUACUUGCCAAACCAAUAAAAGAAAUGGCCUAGCAAGCUACAAUAAAACAUUCAUGUACCAUAAAUGUUAUGUAUGUACUAUACCAGGCGUGGCUAUGACUCUCUUAUCCCCAGCUAUUGCUGGUAGGAGUGAACUCUUUGAAAAAUAAUUAUAAAGAAAAAAAAAUAUUUUAGGUUAAAUGUCCCUAAAAGUAUGACACCAAAGCAAUAGUUCAUUCCCUUUAAACUACUGUGGUUUUUGUUAUUGUUUGUGUUUACUUAUGAAGUGCUUUCAAUGCAAUGACCCCCAAAGAUUUUGCCCUGAUGAGGAAAUUCAACAUCUCAGCAUCAGAAAACCUAUUUGAUUUUGGCAAAAUUUGGCGAUACCAACAUGAAACUUAUUAUAUAUAUAUAUGAGCCCAGUGAUAAUCUUUUAACCUGAUAAUGAUACCGAAAACAUGAUAGAACAAUGCUUUCCUAAAACAGAUGGAUAGUUGUGGGAUUGUUGUGGGAUAGGUUAGCAUUUUAUACGCAAUAUCUCAAACCUCUUGGGUUUUAGUCACUUUCUUACCUAGUAACUGAAAUUCUGAAGUGUCAUGUCAAUCUUCUAUGUUCUUUAUAUAGACUUGCACCUCAAUAAGCUAUGUGAGAAAAAAAGCUGUUUAUUGAGUAUAUACAUGCACAUAUUGUCAAUAUAUUGGCAUAACAAGCUCUAACAAUUACAUAUAUAUGUGCAUGCAGGCGUUGCCGUUUUAUACAUGCACGUACAUUUAAGCAUUGGAGUUAUAUACAUGUAUGAACAUGUAAACAAAGGUGCUAUAUACAUUAGUGCAAACGUAGGUAUUGGUGUUAAACGCAAAUGAGAUGUUGAUUUGAAUAUGCAAAGUAGGUAAAAUCCCCACUCUACCAUAAUUUUAUUCUAUAACAUAAUGGUAAUUCCUAAGAAUAUGUUGACUCCAUUGUCAGAACUAUAACUAAUAAAGCCAAUACUUAAUUCAUAGAAAUCUCAUUUGUCUUCCGUCGUUCUAGCCAUUUCAUAAAUUUGUUAUUUGUUUGUCUGUUUACAUUUUGUUCGUUACCCAAGAAUUUUGAGCUUAACAUAACGCUGUUUCUGUCAUUUUUUAGACCCGAGUCUCAGUCCACUAAACAUAGUAAGUGGUGUGUUUUGAAUAUUUGUGAUUCUUGUUUUACUUGUCUGUGUGACAGUAAUAUUACACCUGAUCUGUUGAAAAGUGACAAUCAUUAAAUCCAAGUCCAGACGUUCCUCGUCCAAUGAUAUAAUCAACAUACCAGUAUAUAUUCUAAACGGGAAUAGUACAGUAUAUUCAAAUUGUCAGUGUUCUUCGUUUCGUUCGUCAUCCAGAUGAUCCUCACCUCACGUUCAGGAUUUGGAAGAGUAUUUUACACUUUACAGGCAUAAACAGGCUGACGUUGUUACAUCGUUCAGAUUAUAAUCCUUAUAU
Messenger RNA from Mya arenaria, 8063 nucleotides. Its product is annotated as tyrosine-protein kinase JAK2-like. Gene Ontology annotation, cellular component: signaling receptor complex; cytoskeleton; cytosol. The record is from RefSeq and is a predicted model, not a curated record. Gene Ontology annotation, biological process: cell differentiation; positive regulation of kinase activity; cell surface receptor signaling pathway via JAK-STAT. The transcript is spliced from 26 exons. Gene Ontology annotation, molecular function: ATP binding; transmembrane receptor protein tyrosine kinase activity; non-membrane spanning protein tyrosine kinase activity. Lineage: Eukaryota; Metazoa; Mollusca; Bivalvia; Myida; Myidae. The coding region runs from base 130 to 4626 and encodes 1498 amino acids.